GUAAGGGAAGGCGCGCGCCGCCGCAGAUGCGCACCUGGCGAAGGCGCACGCGUGCGCUCGUCGCCGGCUCAUCUGCAGAGGCAUUGAAAUUUGUAAACUAUUUUGUAUUGUUUUUGUGUUUUCUUUUUCUAUGUAUUUUGAGGGAAAAUGGAGUUUUUAAUGUUAACUCUCCGCUCUUACAAUUCGCGUUGCAGUUAAUAGUCACAUUCAUAAAUUGUAUGGUAACUGCAUUUGUUAAUAAUUGCAUAAAUGAUGUUGCGAAGGGUUUCUAUACACGAAAAUUAAUUGAGAUAUACCACAAUGCAGAAUUUGAAAUUAAAAUCACGUACCCAUUG
Messenger RNA from Gryllus bimaculatus (two-spotted cricket), 335 nucleotides. The record is from the annotation of a GenBank genome assembly. Lineage: Eukaryota; Metazoa; Arthropoda; Insecta; Orthoptera; Gryllidae.